AGCCACUGCGCACUGGUGAAGUUAAGUUCUUGCCCCUCUUAGCAGCUUUUGACUGUGUCUGUGGGCGGCCUGGAACCGUAGUGGAAUCGCCACUCGAAGGUCCGAAAAGGAAAGAAGACGCAGUGGUUAAUUCUAGAAGAUGACUCCUCGGUCCCCAUGCCAUAUGGAGCCAGUUGCGUUCUGCACCUCUGCCCACCAGCCCCAUCUCUUGGUCCUGGUUCUGAGUCUGCCUGUGCUGGGCUCAGCCCAGUUUUCUGUCAUGGGGCCAGCUGAGCCCAUCCUGGCCAUGGUGGGAGAAAACACGACAUUGCACUGCUACCUGUUACCAGAGAAAAACGCUGAGGACAUGGAGGUGCGAUGGCUCCGGUCACAGCUCUCCCCCGCAGUGCUGGUGUACAAGUCCCGACGAGAGAGGCCGGAGGAGCAGAUGGAGGUGUAUCGAGGAAGGACCACGUUCCUGAGUGCGGACAUCAACAAGGGGAGGGUGGCGCUGGCCAUAAGCAACGUCACAGCCCACGACAACGGUGUCUAUCGCUGUUACUUCCAGGAAGGCCAGUCCUAUGAUCAGGCCGUCGUGCGCCUUGUGGUGGCAGCCCUAGGUUCCAAGCCACUCAUUGAACUGACGGCCCUUGAGGACGGCGGCAUCCGGCUGGAAUGCACAUCUACCGGGUGGUAUCCAGAACCUGUUGCCCUGUGGAGAGACCCCCACAGGGAGGUCACACCCGCCUGGGAGGAGGCCUACACUGCGGACAUGGAUGGACUCUUCGCUGUCAGCACAGUUGUGAUCAUCAGGGACUAUUCUGUGAGGAACAUGACCUGUUCUGUCAACAGCAGUCGGCUCGACCAGGAGUUGGAGAGUGUGGUCUUCAUCCCAGAAUCCUUAACUCCCAGCCCACCUCUGUGGUUGGUGGCCACAGCUGUCAUCCCGCCUGCACUAAUCCUCCUCGUGUCUGGGACCAUCUGCUUCGUCAAGAAACUCCAUGAGGGGAAAAAGGCUCUGUCAUGGGAGAAAGAAGUCGAAUAUGAGAAGGAAGAAGUUAUACAGCGGCUUCAAGAAGAACUGAGAUGGAGAAGAGCUCUCUUACAUGCUGCUGAUGUGGUGCUGGACCCAGAUACAGCUCAUCCUGAGCUCUUCCUGUCAGAAGACCUGAGAAGUGUGAGACGAGGCACCUCGAGACAGACUGUGCCCAACAACCCGGAGAGAUUUGACUGCCAGCCUUGUGUCCUGGGCCAGGAAAGCUUCUCCUCUGGGAGACAUUACUGGGAGAUGGAGGUAGAAAAUGUCAUGGUGUGGUCCAUUGGAGUUUGUAGAGACAGUGUGGAGAGGAAAGGGGAGGCCCUGCUGAUUCCUGAGAAUGGCUUCUGGACCCUGGAGAUGUUUGGGAACCAGUACCGAGCCUUGUCCUCUCCUGAGAAGGUCCUCCCUGUGAAAGAAUGCCUUCGCCGCGUGGCCGUCUUCCUGGACUACGAAGCUGGAGAUGUGUCCUUCUACAACAUGAGAGACAGGUCACAUAUCUACACAUGUCCCCGUUCAGCCUUUUCUGGGCCCGUGAGACCCUUUUUCAGGCUGGGUUCUGAUGAUAGUCCCCUCUUCAUCUGCCCAGUAUUCAAAGGGGCUCAGGGAGUCACUGUGCCUGAGGGCGGCCUGGUCCUGUAUAGGGCAGGGGCUCACCACCCUCCACAAGAUGAAUUUCUAGGUAUUUGA
This is a messenger RNA of Jaculus jaculus (lesser Egyptian jerboa), 1705 nucleotides long. RefSeq names its product butyrophilin subfamily 2 member A2-like. Gene Ontology annotation, biological process: T cell receptor signaling pathway; regulation of cytokine production. Gene Ontology annotation, cellular component: external side of plasma membrane. The transcript has 8 exons. The record is from RefSeq and is a predicted model, not a curated record. NCBI's taxonomy places the organism in Eukaryota, Metazoa, Chordata, Mammalia, Rodentia, Dipodidae. The coding region runs from base 140 to 1705 and encodes 521 amino acids. Gene Ontology annotation, molecular function: signaling receptor binding.